CGGGCAUAUGUCUACGAAUGCCUUGCAGUGAAGCUCGAUCUGGCCGAGCGAGUCCAAGAUGGGUUUGAUCCGGAACUUCCUCUUCAACAUGCGCAAAGACGACCCGCGACUACUUCGAAUCCCUCCAUACCUUUCUGCCCUUUGUAUCCUCGGAGGCAUCAUCUGGAUCCUGCUUCUUCCUUUGGAUGAGUACUCGAGAAGGACAUAUAUCUCCGAGAACGCGCUCUUACCCGGUCAAGUACACACAUACUUCGGUGGAAGCGAACAAACUGUCUUUCGAGCAUACAGACACGAGCUAGCUACCGUUCUGGACCCUCUCACCUCAGGUGCCAAUAAUAGCCUGACAAAAGACGAUUUGCGGAAAGCGGAGGACAACAGAAGUAAAAAAAUACAAGAGCUAUUCCGCAACGCUGGCCUGAAGACUGCAAAACAACGAUACUCCUACACUUCCUCUGGUCGGACGUAUGAGGGCGAGAAUGUCUAUGCCGUGCUGCAUGCUCCUCGAGGAGACGGGACAGAAGCAGUCGUAAUACUUGCAGCGCUGGAAAACAUUGAAGGCGCUGUCAAUGUCAACGGAGUGCCGCUCCUCAUCUCACUGUCCAGAUACUUCAAGCGAUGGUCACUCUGGUCCAAGGAUAUUAUCUUCCUAGUUACGCCAGAUAGUUCGGCAGGACCACAAGCAUGGAUCGAAGCAUACCACUCUACGCACGACCCCGAGAAGGUGCAAGAUCUCUCGUUGAAGUCCGGAGCGCUGCAGGGCGCCGUCUGCAUCGACUACCCAUUCGAACAUCGCUUCGAGACUUUUCACAUUGCUUACGAUGGAAUCAAUGGAGCCCUUCCCAAUCUUGAUCUGUUCAACACUGCUGUGACCAUCGCCUCCGGUCAGAUGGGCAUAGGCACUUCGAUUCAAUCACAACAUACUUACACCAAACCGGAUACCCAAAGCGCGUAUCAGUCUCGCCUGCAGACACUCGUACGUGGGAUGUCGUCUCAGGCUCUGGGUCAGGCAACCGGUCCUCAUUCCAGCUUUAUGACUUACCACAUAGACGCUAUCACCUUGACAGCCGUUGGCCAAGGAUGGCAAGAUGAGAUGGCGUUCGGCAGGACGAUUGAGAGUAUUUGCAGGAGUCUCAACAAUCUACUGGAGAAGCUGCAUCAGAGCUUCUUCUUUUAUUUGUUGAUGCAAUCAAAUCGUUUCGUGAGCAUUGGUACUUACCUUCCUAGUGCCAUGACCAUCGCCGCAGCUUACACCAUCAUGGCGAUUUAUCUAUGGGUCUUGAGUGGCUAUCAAGUCAUUCAGAAGUCAACGCCAGCCGCGAAUGGAGAGAUCGAAACCACGGAAAAGUCGAACAGUUCGCUUAACAAGCCAACAACCUCACAGGAGGGGCAGUCGAAGAUUUCGAUCGAAUUCAAACCAAAAGACAGACAACUUGUUCUUCCAAUAACUUUGGCAGCUACGAUAUAUCUAGCGUCAUUGGUCCCGCUAUACCUUCUCACACAUCUCAGUGUGAGAGCUAUGCCGUCGACGUUCCUCCUACUGACACUGCUACUUCUCGCUCUGCCUGUCAUUCUGGCAUCAGCACUCGCGGAUAUGCCUAACAACACAACUUUGCCUCCAUUUUCCGCCCCGACGAAAGAACAAUACGUCCUGAUCAAGUCCCUGAGUUUACUAGUGUUAGGCCUGUUCCUCACAGUCUUGGCUACAUUAAAUUUCAGUCUCAGCAUGUUCCUCGGCGUCCUUUGUAUGCCACUUGCAUUUGUCGAUAGGAGUCGGCCUGGCGUUGUCGCGAUGCUGCAAUAUUUGCUACUGGUAAUUGUGAGUCCAAUGGGUCUUGCGGCCUCUUUAGUCGGGUACGGGUUCCUCUCUACAGGCAAGGAUGAUUUGCUGGUCGACUGGCUGCAGAGGCUUGCCUUUGGUUGGAAUAUCUGGGGAAGUUGGGGCGUGCCUGUUGGUGUCCUGUGCAUCUGGCUGCCCGCGUGGUUGGUAGGCGCCACGCUUGUAGCUAGUUCUUGGUUUGCAACUGAGGAUGUGGCGGAGCGUGUGUCGACUGCAGAACAGACAUCGACGGCGAAAAAAAGCAGAUCGUGAGCGGCAUUGAUCACGCUGGGUGACUGGGCCCAUAGCACUAAUAAUAGGAGAUGAUAUGACUGAUCAUAUUACUGGCGGUUCGCUUGCGGUGCAACAGUACUAUCGGG
This is a messenger RNA of Exophiala xenobiotica, 2196 nucleotides long. RefSeq lists its product as uncharacterized. The record is from RefSeq and is a predicted model, not a curated record. Gene Ontology annotation, cellular component: GPI-anchor transamidase complex; membrane. NCBI's taxonomy places the organism in Eukaryota, Fungi, Ascomycota, Eurotiomycetes, Chaetothyriales, Herpotrichiellaceae. Gene Ontology annotation, biological process: attachment of GPI anchor to protein. The transcript is spliced from 2 exons. The coding region runs from base 59 to 2089 and encodes 676 amino acids.